AUGGAUGGCGCGGAAGGCAUUUCGGCCCCGACGAAGACAGCCAAGAAAUUCAGCGCCCAGCCAGAGACGAAUACAUUUGUCGAGCCCUCGAUCCAGCAACACCCGUGUGUGCCGUAUGCCAUUGGCAACUAUAUCGUUUUUCUCGCCGCAUGGGGCGAAGAACGUGGCUAUCCAAAAGCUUCCUCUUCUCGUGAGAAAGGGACAGCACUUCGUGUCGUGGCGUCAGGUCUCGUCCGGUGCUCAUCUGCCCUGCCCCGGCUCGAUGACUAUUUCGACAGCACCGUUCCCGAACGAGACCGCCACAUUGGAUGGAAAUUGAGGGGGUGGUGA
Molecule: messenger RNA, 330 nt
Organism: Verticillium alfalfae VaMs.102
Lineage: Eukaryota; Fungi; Ascomycota; Sordariomycetes; Glomerellales; Plectosphaerellaceae
Exons: 1
Coding region: 1-330 (109 amino acids)
Source: RefSeq, a predicted model, not a curated record